Molecule: messenger RNA, 1022 nt
Organism: Frankliniella occidentalis (western flower thrips)
Lineage: Eukaryota; Metazoa; Arthropoda; Insecta; Thysanoptera; Thripidae
Exons: 15
Coding region: 355-999 (214 amino acids)
Source: RefSeq, a predicted model, not a curated record
GAAGAUGAUGACGAGCCUGAACAUGAGAUAAAUUAUGAUGAUAAAAUCUCUGAUAAUGACAAUGACCUUGAAAUAAUUGAAAUAGAGAAUGAUAAUGGCAACGACCCUGAAAUAAUUAAAAUAGAAAUUGAUAGUGACAGUGACAGUGGAGAUUUUUCAAAAGUCUGGUAUUUUGACAGACUGAAGAAGCUCUAUCCAUCACUCACAACAAGACAACUUUUGGAGGAGUCCCAUGUAGGUUGCGGAUGUGGCUGCCCCUACAACUGUGGCUUUCCACCAGAGACAGCAUCUCCUGAUCAACAAUGCAGCUCAGCCAGCAGCAGCACCUACCAAGACUCUCAGGUGGCAUGUCAAAUGGAGCAGGAAGGGUGGCCAGCACCUGCGCUAUUUGAAGACUUAGCUGGAAGCUGUGAGGAAGCAUAUCCUGUGCUCUUGGAGACAGACUUCUCAAUGGAGCACGAAGCGUGGCCAGCACCUGCGCUGUUUGAAGACUUAGCUGGAAGCUGUGAGGAAGAUCCUGUGCUCUUGGAGGCAGACAUUGAAAUGGAGCUGCCCCAUAAUGUGGGAAUGCAAGGUCCCCUAGAGGCUCCACAAGCAGCAAGAAACACUCCAGUGACACCAGCAGAAAGAGAGGCGCGCAAGAAGCGGCUGAGAACUAUCAAUCGGAGGGCAAAGAGUGCAGCAAAAAGAAAUGAUCCAAAAUGCAACUCAGCCAGCAGCAACCAAGCUCCACAAGCAGUAGCAGCUACAGAAACACCAGAAGAAAGAAGGGCGCGCAAGUUAAGGCUGAGAACAAUCAAUCGCAGAGCAAAGAAGGCAGCAAAAAGAAAUGUAACUUUGUUUAUGAAUGAGCUGCAGAAGGGGCCAGGAAAUAUUUCUUAUUAUUUUCAAUCAUGUAUCACGUUAUAUCAAUCAUGUACAUUGUUUGCAAGUCUGAUUCUAAAGCAGUCAAAUGCCAUGUUUGUCAUUGUUAUUACUUGUGUAAGUGAAAUAUCCUAGCUUUAUAUGAUUUCUUUGACCAU